UACAAUGAGGACACAGCUUGGCUUUAUGCCUGAUCAAUAAAAGGUAGAUUAGUUCAGAAUCUGAGCAGUAGAAAAGAGGGCUCAUUAAGCAGCACUGCUUUGCAGAACUGACUGCCUGCAGACUCCUUUGAGUUUGAGUCCUACCGCCAAGGGAUUUAAGACACGAAGACAAAGUCACUCCAAACCUUGAGGACCUCCGAGGACAUAAAACAGAAAGCGGACAACUAGCUCCUGACAUUUGGACUCAAGGAAACAAGACAUCUUGCUGCAGGAUCAAGCAAACACUCAGACGGGUGUAAUGGUCUGGAUACACAAACGCUCCCUUGAAUUAUCAGACAUUUGAGGCAGUCAGACAAGCGAUGGGAAGACGAGCAGCUGACCUGACAACACCGGUUCCAGUUUUAGGUGUCCCUGCCCUGGUUGGAGUGCGUGGUUGGAGGACAACAGGAGGAGACAGAACCGGAGGAGCCCUGCUGCAGACGUGGGGACCUCAGUGCAGCGUUGGUGUUCAGACAUCCCCAGGGAUAAGCAGACCACCUACCCAGCACAGUGUACAGCUAACUGAUACACUCUCCACGGCAUCAGAUAACAUUACUCAAACACCCAACAGCUAUAUUACCAAGGAAACGGAGCACAAGGAGAUAUUACUGCUAACAAAGAGUGACAAGGAGAAAAGGGCUAUUUUAAAACAGAAAAGUGGGGAAUCCAAGACCAAAAAGGAAGUGACUUUCAAAGCUCUUGGAGGUGAGGCCUCUAAGGAUGUGACCUGCAGUCAGUGGAACAGUAGUGGGACUUAUUGCUAUGCCAGGGCAAUCAAGACCAACCCACACUUUGCAGGGAAUGUAACCAGCGUCAGGCCUAAAUUGAAAUCUGCCGCCCGCUACACCAACGGCAGCGUGGUCGAUUCAGAGGCGAUCGGUGGAAUUAGCGUUGAUAAUGAUGAAGCAGAGCCUGUAAAGAGUGCCGCCUCUCGUGAAAGAAACCAAACCAGACCGCAAGGUCACGACGCAGAGCAGGCUGGGAAGACGCAGCCGUUAUCUACUGCUCGACCUUUCAGCGUGCCACAAAAAAUAUGCAGCCAUUGUGGUGGGAGACAGUCUGUGACCACCGGAGUUGUCACUUUGGGGGAGAAAAGCUCCACUGCUAAUGCUUGCCUGGGAGAGAAGGUCCUCACCUCGCUGUCAACCAACACGCAUUUCCAGAUGCCCCAUACUGGAAAAACCCUUCAGCCAAGCCAUCAUGAAACCUCUGAGAGCAUCACGCACAGAGACAAAAGAACACACAUUACAGUCAAUCCACAACUGUUGUAUCUCAGCGAGGAACUGAAGUACCGAAAAACACCACACCCAGCAUGCCCAGUGCACUCUAAGAGCAAUUUGGUCACUUUGUCACAGACACAUGCUGCCUGCGAUGCAACAUCCACCCAACCCACAACCAUACUGCAUGCUAAAACCAUCACCGUCACUAAAGCAACUAUUGAAACAAGACAAGAUGACUGCAGUACAAAAUCUUUCCUAAUACCAUCGCCGGACGGUAAGAACCGCCGACCAACAAGUCUCACACUGGCUCCACAGAUGGCCACAGCUACCAAACCAAACAACCCACAUUCACACACGUAUCCCAAGACCCUCAAAGUACCACAACGCAACUCUACACAACAUAAUGUGCCUCAAAAUGUAUGUGUAUCUGUACAUGCUACACCUGAAAAUACUCUGUCACCACCUGCUCAUUCGUACACAACAGCUGCAGGACCAGAGAACACAUCUAUUACCAACACACACAAAACAACCACAACCGUUAGCACUGCACUGACGUCCACUGAAAGUAUACCCGCUAAAGUUGCAUAUGCUCAACAUGAAACCCUGCACUCAAGGCGCAUAGCACGAGUAAACAUUGCAACAAGUACAAGUAACAGCCCACAAAAGACUCUUAAAUGUCCCACAGUAUCACUGGCAGCCAAUGCAUUACACCCCAUUCAUAAACUGGAAGCAACUGCACAACCUACACCUGCAGGUCCACCAUGUACUUCACCCAAUUCAGGUUGUUAUCCACAAGAAAAGCUGUCCUCAAACACUGACAUCAAACCACAAGGUAAAGCAUCUUUUGACACUGUAGUGAACUCAACUGGAUUACCCACCUUUGCAAGUACACUACACACAACUACACCACAUCCACCCCUCAGCACUGUUGUCCCACAGAGCACUUUGAAUCAUAGCUCUAAUUCAGAUCAAAUGACGCGCACCAGCACAAAACAUACAUCUGCAGCUACACAAAUUCACCUCAUUCAGCCUAACCACUCAAAAUCUGAACCUGCACUUCAUGUUUCUACAGCAUCACUAAACGCAACUCCUAAUGCCACAAAACCGCUAGACUCAAGAGCUAGGUUGCUUUCAAGUGCAGCUCCCAGUAUCGUAUCUAAACGUAGCGGCACUCUGUACAAAAAUAUAGCCCUCAGGAACUCCUCAAUCAAUCUGAGAAAUUCACCAUCCGCAGCCGCCACCUCCUCAUCUGCAUUGACGGAAAACCAAAGGAAUGUCCGUGUAUCAGGUCCAACUUCACUUCAAUCAGCAGACACAACACAACACAGCAGAGACCUCAGUUGCAAAGAAGCGCUCCACACAAAUCAACCUGGUGACACACAAGCAACAGACAGCAGAACCCAAACCAGUAAUGGAACUGGUUCAGGCGGUGCUAUUCCAAAUCAGGAAAGCAAUGCCACAGCAACGCCAGUUGCUUUAUCUGAGCUGCUAAAUGUGUCAAAACAUCAGAAGAGAGGCUGUGACGUGAGCAACCCGAAAUCAACCAUUAUUCCCAACACAGAAUCAUGUGCGGACAAAAACAAAUUCAGCGGUAAUCUAAUCAAUGAAUUAGUUGUGUAUGAGUCAAAACACCAUGCAAAUUCAAAUCUAUCACAGGUCACUAGCCUUCAGAAUUACAUUUCCCUAAUUAAGUCAAGCAGCUCUUGUCUGCAGGGUUACAUAAACACAAAACAACAAAGGCUUGCACAUUAUCAAGGAUACACAGGAACAGAGCAUGAGGGGCAAUGUGCUGCAUGCCCACCAGUAAAAACGGCCCAGGAGACGAAUUCAAAUACAGAAAGGUUUGCCAUGGGUAUAUCAGUCAGGCGUGCAAAUAUUAAGCUUAAAUCCACUACAGAUAAACAGACACAUCCCAAUAACCCAACAGCCUGUGCUAUAACGCCAUCAAACUCAGAGCCCAUUAUCUCAUCACAGGAAAACACGAGUGCACAUGUCGACCCCCUCACCAAAACUUCAGUCCAUCAAAACUCUGAUUCAGAUACCUCAUCACUACCACAAGCACACACAAGUCCAGAGCUUUCAUUCACUGCACCAGCCCCCUCGAACAGCAAGGGAGAGCUGUGUACGCACACAGGCCCUGAAUGUAGUUCCAUAUUACCAUCAUCAACAAUGCACUUGGCGUCCCUUCCCCACCUCCAGUCCUGCGAGGCUGAGGCAAUCGUUAGACCGGAUUCAGAGUUUAGCCCUGCUCCCCCUCAGUCGUGCCCAGAGGACACCAGCCUGGCUCACUCCCACCCAGCUGAUGCAGCCCUGUUGCUGCCUCCUUCCCCACAGUGCUGCAAAUCAGCAGCCCUACAGCAGAGGCUGGAGACUGUGGAGGCCAGCCUGGCAGCCAACAAGGACAGGAUCACUACUCUGCUUAACAUUAUCCAUGACCUGGAGACGUGCCACACUCCAACCAGCAGCCGGCGAUACUACACAACUGGGCAGGACCUCAAAAACUGCUCCACCUGCCAGAAGACUGCUUGUAUUGUCUACAGUGUGGAGUAUGACUUCAGGCAGCAGGAAAGACGCUUCUUGGAGGUUCUGAAUCAUUCAGCAGGAGGAAAUCAUGCCUUCUCCAUGCACCUGUCCCAGCCCCUGAACUUUAGCCUGCUCAGAAAUGUCAUCAUUAAGAACUUAACAAAGUCAAAGGUGAAAGGCAAAAAGCUGUGCAAGACUCUGUUCAAAUGGCUGCCCAGGAAAAUCCAGCAAGUAUAGGCCUAACAAUACAUGUGUGCUGUUUUAUAGCCAUAAGCCUGUGUUACAAGUGACCAGCAGAAGCCUUUGCAGAGGACUCUUAUUAUUCCCUUCCUUCCCAUAGAGUGAGAUUACUUUGAAUUAGAGUCUGACCCAGUAGAGUUCCACUCUCCUGCACAUUGUCAAAGCUUAUAAGCAGGAUUUUGCACUCAAAUUUCCCCCUGAUCUUUGUGACCUUCAGCUAGUAUGAUCCAUAGGGAAUUUCACUUUUGUAAGUUAAUGUUAUUUGGUUGUCCACAUUCCUGCUUAAAAUGUAUGAUGAACCUAAGCGGCAGAUUUCUUUAUCUAAUUUUACAUAUGAGAUUCUGUUCUCUUUGAAUUGCUAUGAUUAAUGCUCUAUGAGUUCCAGUUGAUGUCACGUUCCCCCUUCAAUUUGUCCCCUAACCUGCUUCUCCUCACACUAAAUGUGCAGUAUAAAACACGAAUGGAAUAAUUUUAAAAUGAAAAAAUAAAUCCGAUUUUUCUG
Chelmon rostratus (copperband butterflyfish) is the source of this 4524-nucleotide messenger RNA. RefSeq lists its product as uncharacterized. The record is from RefSeq and is a predicted model, not a curated record. The transcript is spliced from 4 exons. NCBI's taxonomy places the organism in Eukaryota, Metazoa, Chordata, Actinopteri, Chaetodontiformes, Chaetodontidae. Bases 360 to 4019 code for a protein of 1219 amino acids. Gene Ontology annotation, cellular component: postsynaptic density. Gene Ontology annotation, biological process: inhibitory postsynaptic potential.